GCUAAAAGAGGACACAUGUUUUGUUUGAUGUACCUGACAAUUUGGAAAAAGUCCACAGUCCAUUAAGAUUACAGCAGAGCAUAUUAAGCAGCUCAGACGACCCAGAACGGGAGCAUCCAGGUGAUCCACACAUAGCUGACACUUGCCAGACCACAAGAUGGAGAAACUUCUACUUUUGACGGUCCUGCUGUCAACAUGUUUCGCAGAACCCAUCGAUCUGAUGGGUAAAGUGUUCGUCUUCUCCAAGGAGAGCAACGUUGAUCGUGUCAGCCUCCUCACAAAUCAUAACGAGUUCAACGCGGUGACCGUCUGUCUCAGGUUCCUCACAGAUCUCAAAAGGAACUACGCCCUGUUCUCUUUGUCUACAGCAUCGCACUACAAUGACUUAGUGCUCUUUAAGAUCAAUUCAGAGGACGUGAUGAGGCUGCACGCUGCGGACGGCGGCACAGACUUUCUGUCGCUGUCAUUUCCUCCAAACACGUGGCACUCCAUGUGUGCUACCUGGCGCUCUGAUAAUGGCUUGGCUCAGCUGUGGGUGGACGGCGUGCCAACCAUCAAGAGAUUCAUCAAAUCUGGACAGCCCAUCAGAGGAAAGCCCAUCACCUUCCUGGGUCAAGAACAAGACAGCUAUGGUGGGGGCUUUGACGCAGAUCAGUCGUUUAUUGGUAUGAUUGGUAAAGUCCACAUGUGGAACUAUGUCAUCCCUGACUCUGAGAUAAAACGCUAUAUGAAAGACAGAUGCUUCACCCCAGGCAAUGUGUUCAACUGGAGGUCCCUGGAUUAUGUAAUCGCAGGGCAGGUUUAUGUGGAAGAUGACCCCCAUAGUGUGUAACAUGGUGUAAAAUAGUGAAUGAAUCGCUAGUCAGCACAUUUGUUGCAACAUCCACGAUCAUGUGAAUAAUUUGAUCUGUAGAGAUUAUUAAAAUCUUUCUGGUUA
Messenger RNA from Platichthys flesus (European flounder), 937 nucleotides. Its product is annotated as C-reactive protein-like. Lineage: Eukaryota; Metazoa; Chordata; Actinopteri; Pleuronectiformes; Pleuronectidae. Bases 158 to 832 code for a protein of 224 amino acids. The record is from RefSeq and is a predicted model, not a curated record. The transcript is spliced from 4 exons.